AUGGCGGCCCUGGGGGAACCCGUGCGACUGGAGAGGGAUAUUUGUAGAGCAAUUGAAUUGUUGGAAAAACUGCAGAGAAGUGGAGAGGUACCACCACAGAAACUUCAGGCUCUACAGAGAGUCCUUCAGAGUGAAUUCUGCAACGCUGUAAGAGAGGUAUAUGAACAUGUCUAUGAGACUGUGGACAUCAGUAGCAGUCCUGAAGUGAGAGCUAAUGCAACUGCAAAGGCUACUGUUGCUGCAUUUGCUGCCAGCGAAGGGCAUUCUCAUCCUCGAGUUGUUGAGCUACCAAAAACAGAAGAAGGCCUUGGGUUCAAUAUUAUGGGAGGCAAAGAGCAAAACUCUCCUAUCUAUAUCUCUCGAAUAAUUCCAGGUGGAAUUGCUGAUAGACAUGGGGGCCUCAAGCGAGGAGAUCAGCUCCUUUCUGUUAAUGGAGUGAGUGUUGAAGGAGAGCAUCAUGAAAAAGCUGUCGAACUGCUGAAAGCAGCUCAAGGAAAGGUUAAAUUAGUAGUGCGGUACACACCCAAGGUCUUGGAAGAAAUGGAAUCACGCUUUGAAAAAAUGCGAUCAGCAAAACGCAGGCAACAGACCUAA
This is a messenger RNA of Rangifer tarandus platyrhynchus (Svalbard reindeer), 594 nucleotides long. Lineage: Eukaryota; Metazoa; Chordata; Mammalia; Artiodactyla; Cervidae. The record is from the annotation of a GenBank genome assembly.